This is a messenger RNA of Chrysemys picta bellii (western painted turtle), 3928 nucleotides long. Lineage: Eukaryota; Metazoa; Chordata; Testudines; Emydidae. The record is from RefSeq and is a predicted model, not a curated record.
CUGUACCCCCAGCUCCCUUCCACAGACACCCCCAGCCAGCCAUGGGGGCCCUGCCCUGUGUGGGGGACCCCAGCACCGCCCCCUGUUCCCUGUACCCCCAGCUCCCUUCCACAGACACCCCCAGCCAGCCUUGGGGGCCCUGCCCCAUGUGGGGGACCCCAUCACCCAGAACUGUACUCCCAGCUCCUUCUACAGACAUGCUAAGGCCCAGCCACCCCCUGCCCUGUGCCCAGAGCUAGCCAUGGAGGAACCUUGCCCCCUCCCCAAUACUUGUAACUUGCUCCCCUUGUACUGGCACCUCCUGCCUCCAAUACACUGGUGCCCUGUUCCCCAGGCACAGAGCCAGCAGUGGGGGAUCCCUGCCAGAUAAAUCCAAAUCUGUUACCUCCUCCCCUCACCCCAUAGAGCCUGUAGGAAAUGACAUAGCUCUAUUUGAAAACACUGAAACUGGCUCCUAAUGAAGCAGGAAACCGAUGAGCCCUGUCAGCAAGAAACAUGUCACGAAUAAAAGGGCUGAGCUUGAAAAAUCUCAUGCAACCCCCCCACCCCACCCCAUAGGCGCCUGUGAAAAGGGGUCCUGCUCCUUCCUAGCCACUGGCGCAAGCUCACAAACACCACAGUGGAACAGAGGAGCGAAUGGCACAGGUGCUGGUGCGGCCUACAGGACUGUACUAUUGCAAAUGGCGGGGCAGACGUUCAGUACUAACCAGGCAAGCGAAUGGCAGCGUGUUUAGUAGGCACUGCAGAGGUGAGAAUGGCACCCUUGGAUGUCUAGAGCUGUGUCAUCCCUGCCAAACCAGCCUGUAGUUCAAACCCCUUUGCUGCCCAUCCCGAGGAAACCCCGUGUGACUGAGAGAAUUGAACAGAAAUCGUGGUAGAAGUUCCCAAACCCAGACACAAUCUCCCUCUUGGGGAAGCAGUGUUGCCUCCUAAGGGGCUUCUGCUGUACCGAUUGGAGGCCAGUAAUCUAUAGAUUCCAAGGCCAGAAGGGAACACAGGGACCAUCUGGUCUGAUCUCCUGCAUAACGCAGGGCAGAGACCUGCCCCACAAUAAUUCCUAGAGCAGAUCUUCUAGAAAAAUAUCCAGUCUCCAUUUAAAAAUGGUCAGCGAUGGAGAAUCCACACCAACCUUUGCUAAAUUGUUCCAGUGGCGAAUUAUCCUCUCUGUUAACAACACACACCUUAUUUCCAGGCUGAGUUUGUCUAGCUUCAACUUCCAGCCAUUGGAUCAUGUUAGACCUUUGUCUGCUAGAUGGAAGAGCCCAUUAUCAAAUUUCUGUUCCAGUUGAAAAAUUCUCUUUCAACUAUGGGCGAAACGUUCUCCCGGUUCUGGAAGGUCUCCGACCAGAAGGAGAGGGGAGGGAAAUCGAUUCUGCGCAGGAAAUCGGCUGAUGAGGAUGAAGUCACCAAUUAUGGCACUAUCAAUGGAGGAGACUCUGCCGCAUCCUGCAUGCCCUGUGUGGGCACUGUGAGUCGGGGCUGCAUCAACUGCCCAACGUGCCAGGGAACGGGAAGGAUCCCCAGGGAGCAGGAGAAGCAGUUGGUGGCUCUGAUUCCAUACGGUGACCAGAGGCUGAAGCCCAGACGAACGAAGCUCUAUGUGUCCCUUGCCGUGACGAUUUGCCUGCUGAUGUCAUCUCUCAUCAUCUUCUUCCUGUUCCCUCGCUCCAUUGCUGUGCAGCCCGCAGGGCUGAAUGCCUCCUCCAUUGCCUUUAAUUCCACCGUUCUCAGUAUCGAUCUCAACAUGACAAACGUGUUGAAUGUAACCAACAACAACUUCUACCCAGUCACUGUUACCCAACUGGACAUUGAGGUCUUACACCUGUCCGUGGUGAUAGGGAAAACCACCAAGAAGUACCUGCUGAAUAUCGGCCCUUUGCACAGCAGCCAGAUCUAUUAUGCAGUCUCCAGUAUUAUACGGGACUAUAAUACCUACAACAUCUGCACCUGGAUCAAAAUCAAAGUCCACAACGUUCUACUGCACAUACAGGGCACCCUAACCUGCUCGUACCUGUGCCACUCGGAGCAGCUGGCUUUUGAGAGCUACAAGUAUGUGGACUGUAGAGGGAAUGCGACGCUGCCUCACCCGCUGUACCACCGCCCACCAUGAUGGGGUCACUGGACGGUGACAUUCUUCUGUCGCAAAGGCAAGUUGUACCAGGGACACAGCAACUCCAGGGGCUUCUCGUCCAAGCCACCGUGAUUUUAAACAGGACGUUUGGCUCUCCCUUGGGAGGAGACGUUCAGUCUGCUGCUGUUUCCUGGUUACAGACUGAAAGAAUUUCAUGAACUUGGAACACGCUGCUCUGAGUUUGCAAUUCCCCUUUGUAUCCUGUAUGGGGGUUGGCAUCAGCAGAGUGUGCACACUGUAUAGGGAAAUUGCUGUAUUAACUGAUUAAGAGAACUCUGCUAGGUUGUUAGCUGCCUUGUCCUGUGCAGUAUUUCACUAUUGCACUAGGGGAGGCAUUACCUGUUGGUCAAAUCAGCUCUCCUGCCAAAUAACAUUUUUGUGCCUGUGCCCUGUGGUGUGGGCGCUCUUGGCUGGAGAGCAUCCCCUAGUGAUUAUUGGAUAGCAAUCACACCCCGGCUCUGCGAAGCAGGGAGAAACCCAACUGCACUGACAUCUAAGAACCUCUGGCUCUUAAAUAACAAGCACUGAAUAAUGGGCUAAAACUCUGCCUGGUUUGCACCGAGAGGGGUAAGGGUGGUGUAGUGGAUGUCGAGGGAGGCUGGGUAAGUAUGUUCAGUCCCUGACUUUUCCUAAUCCUAUCAGAGGGAUUGUCUCGCAUGAAGGGUUGUGCAGUCCAGAUCGAUGCAGCGGCCACGGUCUAUCUUGUACCCAAAGUGAUCAAAUUCUGCUGCAUCCUUGCAGCAUGGAGGCAGGGAGGAGAGGGAUUGCUACUUCCCAGAUGGCAGAGGAAGGUGAGGGGCCCAUCAUGCAUUCUCCACACAGCACAUGCCAUUUUCUGGGGCACUCCCUUGUGGGCUCCUGUAUUAAGGAGUUUAACUUUAAUGAGUGGCAGGAGUCUUACUUGGAUAAGAAAAGCUCUGUUCAUGCAAAUGCCAGGAAACAACAGUUGCCGUUUAUACCUAUUUGUAGCAUUUUCUAUGAGGGAAGGAGCUCUGGCCGCUCUUCCACCCUCUCUCCAGAGCCUUGUACGGUACAGACUCAUUCUCUGUAGGAACAGCUCAGGCAGAGGAUGCACACUCACGUUACUGCCUGCUAGACCCAUGGGCAUAAGCACCCUCCUUAGAUCCCAGCGUUGCUAAUGACUGGCACAUUCUGCCUGGAUGGAUGGAUGUAUAGAAAUUGCUGGGCAUAUGAUCUGACCCAGAGCAGCCCAACAUCGCCCUAAACGCCUCUCCAGCCAGAUGGGACACGGUGGGAAAAGCAACAUGCAUCAGAGUAGUUGGGAGAGGAAACCUUUGUGCCUCAGCAAAGAACUAAUCACCGUCCACAAGACCCCUGCCCCUGGGGUGGCACUCAGCAGAGACUCCAAGGAGCCUGACCUUCCUAGAGGUCCCAGCAGGGCAGUGUUCUGUAGCUUGCCUUUCAUUUACCUGCUCUGUGGAUCCAGAGGUCCAGUCUCCAGGGCUCCCAAACUAGCACAUUUCAGCGGAGGCAUGUUAAUCAUUAAGUGUCUUUUCCUGAUCGUUUAUAUGUUCCAUGAAGGUUGCCAUGGAUUAAAUCCCUGCCUGAGGCAGGGGCGAGGAAGCACCUUGUGUUCUGAAAGCGUCUCUUGUCCUUUUCCAUCAUCUCUCACUGUAUGUUUGUAUUCGCGGUGUUGUUGCACCUGCUCUGCUAUUCUCUUCUCGCUGUCUCUGCCCCGGCACAGUUGUUGAGAGCUGGCUGUGCUCUGGCAUGGCUGUGCCUGUGUUAUAUGCCUGCAUCAGUCUGUUCACAAAUAAAAAGGGCUUUGUAAAAUCA